AUGAAUUCACCAUCUCCUCUGACGAGCAGCACUUUGCAUCAGCAGUUCGAUACGCCAACCAACGCUCAGGGAAUGCUGCGGGGGAUGAGGAGCAGGUCGGCAGAUCAGGUUGUGUCGCUGAAAGCACAGUUCAAGAUUAUCGGAGCAGAGGAGUGCCCCCUCUCAGGACCUCUCUGCCUCGAGGAAGGAAGUAGAGGAUCCUGUUUGAUCGGGGGCUUUGGAAAGCAGUGCGAUGAUUCCAACUUGAGAAUAGACAUGGCAACGGAUGGAGUCGUUGCCAUGGGCUCCUCCGACGUUACCUUGAAAGACUGCACCAUCCAAGACUGCGGGCUGUUCUCUUCGGCAGGGCUGAGGAUCGGUGGACGGGCUAAGGCAUACGUGAGCAACUGCUUCCUCUUCGAGCGCUCUGCUAAGAAACCCAGCAGUGUUUGCGUCUGUGGUUGGACAAGAGCAGACCUGGCAGAGUAUCUUGACCUCAAAAAUUUCCUCGACGAGAUCAAGGACUUUCCCCACCUGGAGGACGCCUGGUCUGAGAUCGACAAGAUGGAGAGUGAGAUUUACCGCACCUGGAUGACGCUUGCAGACUCUUGCGCGGGCAACGGAACUACGACCAUCGAAGCGAUGAAGAUGUUUCUCGACAAGGUUGGAGCGACAGUUCACUCAGCUCCGACAGGGAGACAACGGCUCAAGUUAUCACAGAAAUUCCACGACAUGCACAUCCCCGAUGACUUCAACAGCCUGCCGGCUGUUGACAAGGCUGCUCUCUUAUACCCCAACUCCUCCGAGAUGUUCUAUGAGAACCUGCCCGAGGUCCUUGUUGCCAGCUUCGAGCAGGAUGAGGCGUCUUCCAAGAGCUCGCUCGUCGUGUACGCUCAUAUCCAGCCUCUCUUUCUCUCGGGGAUGGCAGACACUGAGAUCAUCGCUGACGGCGACGCUUCCCUGAUAGAGAACUCGGACGUGAACUUGUCGAAGCUCAGGUAUGGCGGAGAUGUCGCCAAGAUGCUGGUGUGGAUUGUCGCGAUUGCAGCGAUAAGAAAACUCCAGCUGCCGCUCCCCUUCAAAGUUGAGAUCAUCAUCGACUGUCUGGAGGAGGCGCAUACGACGUUACUAGAGAAAGGUACGUCAGCUAGUGAGGUCCAUCGCCUCGUCAAGUCGCGCCAUCUAUCCUCGAAGAACGCUGGUGUCGUGAUCAUGGAUGGACCUGCCAUCAUCCAUGGCUAUCGCGGACUUUCCACAUUCUUUGCAAAAGCGCAGGCUCAGUUCGCUGACCUCCACUCCGGCUACUUCGGCGGAGUCUUGAUGGAGCCGCUCGCGGCCCUCGUGCACGCGCUCAGCUCACUGGUCCACCCCAAUGGAUCCAUCGCAGUUCCUGAGCUGCAAGACUGGCAAUUGGAUCCGAAGCACCAGAAGAUAAUCCAGGAGCUGGACUUCUUUCAAGAGGAUCAGGAGCUGCCAGAGUCCUGGAGAGAUGUAGAGCCCCAGCUCGACAGCAGCGUCUUCGAGAAGAAGGACAUGCUGGCUCGCGCGUGGUUCCAGCCCUCCCUGUCCUUCCACAGCAUCUCCACCGGCUGCGACAACGAGGCGAUGCGAACUGUGAGGAAGGAGGGGAGUGGGGAGGGCAAAGAGGACAAGGGAUGGGAGGAGGGGGGAGGAGAGGAUAGAGGUGAUUCCCAGCAAGCCCUUGGCGAGGUUGAGCGUCAGGUUAGCAAGGCAGUGACGCAGCAAUUCUUCCGCGGAGCCAACAUCAUGAACACAGCUUGUGAAAUCAAGCUCAAUGCUCAGACCCAUUGGCCUGCCUGGGAAGCUCUCUCCGAUUCCAUGCGGCUAGCCUACCGCAAGGAGCCUCAGGUCAUCUAUGAAGGGUGCUCCAGCGCUCUCCCUUCCAUCCUCACCAAAGUCCUCCCUGCCUCUCAGCUCGUCGUCAUGCCUCUCACCCAUCGGACCCAGGAGGGGCAGGACAUGGACGAGGAAGCACGGCAAACUUUCCGUUACCUCCAGUACGGCACCAAGGCUGCUGUCGCGUUUCUCCUCAACCUGGAGAGGAAGCAGGGAGAGAGAAAGAGGCCCUGA
Molecule: messenger RNA, 2070 nt
Organism: Guillardia theta CCMP2712
Lineage: Eukaryota; Cryptophyceae; Pyrenomonadales; Geminigeraceae
Exons: 26
Coding region: 1-2070 (689 amino acids)
Biological process (GO): proteolysis
Molecular function (GO): peptidase activity
Source: RefSeq, a predicted model, not a curated record